AGUAAUCGGCCUGACGGCUUGGUUCCCACAAUAAUAUCAUGAACAAUUUUCCAUUAAUAUAAAUAUAAUUUUCCUCAAAGUGUAAAAUUUUCUAAGUCAUGACUAGGUGACAGUAUUUUCGCAUCUGACAAUUAAUAAAAGUGAAUUCAAUGAUAUUUUACAUGUUUUAACAUUCAGGAGUAACAAGUUGUGUAGAUUUUCAAAACAUAAUGAAGGCACGAAAGUUGUUUGCCGCACUUGGAGCAGGGAUGAUUUUUGCCUGUUGCAUUAUGAUUUAUUUAAUGCUUGACGUGACCUUAUUUCCUCAGGGUCGAAAUGCUAAAUCUGACGUUAAAGAUAAUCAAUGGUUACACUUUGAAAGUAGACUUGCAAAGAUAGAGGAAGACAUGAAUCGACAUCAUAAAGCUAUGAAUGCCCUUCAAGCUGCUGCACGAAUAAAAGAAGAUACCUAUGAUGAUAAACCUCGUAAUAUAAACCAUGUAGAAAAAUCAAGACCUGAUAGACCUACAAUAUGUACUGUCAAUUUCAAACAACCACCAAUAGUAGACAUUCAGAUGCUUGAUGUUUAUAAACAGUUGAAAUUUGAUAACCCAGAUGGUGGUGUUUGGAAACAAGGCUGGAAUAUAAAAUACAAUGAAAAACAGUGGAAUUCCAACAAAAAAUUGCAAGUUUUUGUCGUUCCACAUUCUCACAAUGAUCCAGGGUGGUUGAAUACUUUUGAAAAAUACUAUACUUAUCAAACCCAGGGAAUUUUGAAUAAUUUAGUUACAAAAUUAUCUGAGGAUAGAAGAAGAAAAUUUAUUUGGGCAGAAAUAUCAUUCUUCAAACUUUGGUGGGAUGAACAAUCACAAUCAACUCGAGAUGUUGUAAAACGAUUAGUGCAUGAUGGACAGUUGGAAUUUGUUAGUGGAGGAUAUGUCAUGCCAGAUGAAGCUGUUUCACAUUGGAUGUCACAAUUAACCCAGUUAACUGUAGGACAUCAGUGGUUGAAAGAAAAUUUAGAUUAUGUACCAAGCACCGGUUGGUCUAUUGAUCCUUUUGGUUUGUCUCCAACUAUACCUUUUCUUCUUAAAAACAGUGCUGUAGAAAAUGCUUUGAUUCAAAGAGUUCAUUAUUCUGUAAAAAAACGAUUAGCACAAGAUAGACAUUUAGAAUUCCGUUGGCGUCAAUUAUGGGAUAAUGAAGGCUCUUCAGAAAUAUUUACACAUAUGAUGCCUUUUUACAGUUAUGAUAUUCCACAUUCUUGUGGCCCUGAUCCAAAAAUAUGCUGUCAAUUUGAUUUCUAUAGAUUACCUAAUUUUGGCUACAGCUGUCCUUGGAAGGUAGCGCCAAAAGCCAUUACCAAAUCUAAUGUGGGGGAAAGAUCUGCAAUGCUUCUAGAUCAAUAUCGCAAGAAAGCGCAACUGUAUAGGACAAAUGUAGUUCUUGUACCAUUGGGUGACGAUUUUCGCUAUGCUCAUGUAACUGAAUGGGAUGCUCAAUUUACAAACUAUCAAAAACUAUUUGAUUACAUGAAUAACGAUCAACAAAUGAAUGUAAAAAUCCAAUUUGGUACCCUGAGUGAUUAUUUUGAAGCUGUGAGAAAUGAAAAGAGUAUUCAAGAGUUUCCUAGUCUUAGUGGUGAUUUCUUUACUUAUGCUGAUCGCGAUGACAAUUACUGGAGUGGCUAUUACACUUCACGACCAUUUCACAAAAGACUUGAUCGUGUUCUCUUAGGAUCUCUCAGAGCAACUGAAUUUCUUAACACUAUUGCCUGGAUGAGAGGUAAUGAACAUGCAAUGGAUGAUAGCAUAGUCAACAGGUUGGAUGUAGCCCGUCUUUGGCAUUCGUUAUUUCAGCAUCAUGAUGGAAUUACUGGCACUGCUAGAGACCAUGUUGUAAUUGAUUAUGCCCAAAAAAUGAUCGUUGCUCUCAAUAAUUCAGCUCAUGUGUUGCAGCAAACAGUAGCGCACUUAUUAAAGAGUCCUCAAAGUGUUAAAAUUGAUAAAGAAGCCUUGUACUUAUCUUUGGAUGAAACAAGAUCAUUCCAUACUAGCCCUGGAGAUAAAUACGUAAUAUCUUUAGGCCAUGACAUAACAUCGAAAAAAGUUUUAUUCUACAAUUCACUGCCACGAACGAGAACAAAGGUGAUGAGUGUUUACGUCUCUACCCCCUAUGUACGGGUUACGGAUAAAAUGGGCCGACCAAUAAUUUGUCAAGUAUCUCCGGUUUGGGUCAGCCCUGCAGCUAUUUCCGGAGCAAGAUAUGAACUAUCGUUUCUAGUCACUGUACCUGCUAUUGGUUUAACUACCUACAUAGUACAUACAUUACAUGGCACAAAUUUGCCCGCCGAAGUGCACCUGGCUAACAUAACAGUCUACAAUAAGAAUAUGCCCCUCUCAGCAGUACCUGGUUUUAGUAAUGUACAGAUUUAUCCUUCGUUACAAGAAUUUUCCAUGAGUCAAAUGCCAGAGCUAUCCGCCUCAUUUAGCAAGACAGGCUUACUAAAAUCUGUACGACGAUCUGGAACGACUUAUCCGGUUCGUUUGGAAUUCGUCAAGUAUGGAACUCGUGGCGCUGGUCAAGAUAAAAGCGGUGCUUACUUAUUUCUUCCAGACAAGCCUGAACCAGAUCUAAUAUCAAUCGGCAAUAAUAGAAUAGUUCAUGUUGUGCAAGGGCCUAUUUUUUCUCGUGUUUUCACCGAUUUACCAUAUGUGAAGCACAUCGUUACUCUUUACAAUUCAAGUGGCAGCGAUGGACUUGGUUUACAUAUUAAUAAUCAAGUUGAUAUAACUGAAACGCAGAAUUUCGAAUUAGCUAUGAGAAUUAAUACCGAUAUAAAGUCUGAUGAUAUUUUUUACACCGAUAUUAACGGAUUGAACAUGAUCAAGCGUCAAAAAUUUACAAAAAUACCAAUUCAAGGAAAUUAUUAUCCUGUAACAUCUGCCGCAUAUAUUCAAGACGACUAUAAUAGAAUGACUAUUGUCUUAGGUCAAUCUUUAGGCGCUACAUCAAUGAAUUCGGGACAAUUCGAAAUUAUGCAAGAUCGGCGUCUAAUGCAAGAUGACAAUCGUGGACUCAGUCAAGGAGUUACGGACACUUUGCUAACUUAUCAUCAGUUCACAAUGUUAUUAGAAAAACGUCAAGAGUCCUGUGAAUAUCCUUCGCCAGGUCAUGAACACCCAGCAGGUUUACUUUCGCUUGCAGCACAAUUAUGCUUAGACGAUUUACUGCACCCAGUUAUUGGUUUGCAUCCUCGGCAAUCUGCCCAGUUUGAACUUAGACCAACAUUUUCCCCAUUGAAUUUAAAUCUUCCGGUCGAUUUGAAUAUUGUAAAUAUGCGAAUUGUACCUAUUCCUGACGGUGCUGGAAAAGGAGUAGGACUGAUAUUGCAAAGACAUGGACUGGAUCUUUGUUGGGGCGAGCCGAACCUGACAAAACGUUUUUCAGUAUCUGAAACCGGCGAAAUAAAUCUUGGCCAAUUGUUAGGUUCUGAGCAAGAUUGGACUAUCAAUGAUGCUCCAUUAACUUUUACCACUGUUGGACCUUCGAGACGUUCCCCUAUUGUCAAUGUAUGUCCUCACCAACUUCUCUCACUUUUAUUUCAUAAAACCGAAUCAUAAAUUUAUUUAAGCAGCUGAAAGUGAUAUGAACAUUUUUUGGUGAUUUGUGUGAUAGCAAUUUUUAAUCAUUAAUAGUAGGCAUGAUUGUUUAUUAGUGGUAGGACUGUUUUUUUAACACCUAGAUUACUUGUACAUUGGCCAAAACUUUCUUGUGAUUAUUUUUAAGCAACCUAAAGUGUAAGCUUCAAAAAGAUUUUGUGUCUGUGUCCUCUGAAAUAUUUAUUAUGUAUAUUUUAAAACGUUAGAAAGAAAAGUGAUAUAGGAGAAUUUUAAAUUGAUCAACUUUUUUUUGAAGUUGUUCAUACAAAUAUAACUCGAGUAUUGUAUAUAUAGAACUUUUUCAUAAUUUAAAAAAGCAAUUGUUAGAACAAUCGUUUGUUCUGUACUGAAUAAAGUAAAUUGUAUUGUAGAAUUAAUUAAAGGUAAUUAACGUGUUUUACUAAUUAAGUUGAACAUGGUCUAAUACAAAUAAUAUAGCUGACAUAAUAAAAGCUUAGGCAAUCGAUCUUUACAUUGUUGCCAAUGCUGUGAUAACUUCA
This is a messenger RNA of Trichogramma pretiosum, 4141 nucleotides long. RefSeq names its product alpha-mannosidase 2 (gene alpha-Man-IIa). Bases 210 to 3602 code for a protein of 1130 amino acids. Gene Ontology annotation, cellular component: Golgi membrane. Gene Ontology annotation, biological process: protein deglycosylation; N-glycan processing; mannose metabolic process. The record is from RefSeq and is a predicted model, not a curated record. The transcript has 8 exons. Gene Ontology annotation, molecular function: alpha-mannosidase activity; carbohydrate binding. NCBI's taxonomy places the organism in Eukaryota, Metazoa, Arthropoda, Insecta, Hymenoptera, Trichogrammatidae.